AAAAGUUGAAAACAAAAACAAACCGGCCGCUGUCAUUCAGCUGUCAUCCGGUUGAGGGGCGUAAUUUGAAAUGAAGGUUGUCGAGAUACAGGAUUCGCUAAAUUGUCGCACGACUGCGUUUUGUUUACGCGUCAAAAGAAAUCUCUCACGUUUGGCUAUGCAUUUUCCUAUCUUGUUGACCAUCCUCGUCUUCUGUGUGAAUGGUAUGCAUGCAACUGGAAUCCUCUAUCCCAGACCAUCGGAAUCACGAGAAACCUUGUCAUUGGACGGCAUUUGGAAGUUUGCGAUCGCCAACAGGUCUGAACAAAAUAAAGGAUUCGAAGAAAAAUGGUAUCAGGCAGCUCUGCAACAUUGUGCUGUAAAAGUGAUUGAUAUGCCAGUACCCUCUAGCUAUAAUGAUGUCACCCAAGACUCGGAUAUUAGGGAUCACAUUGGAUGGGCUUGGUAUCACAGAGAUUUUUUUGUGCCCAGGACUUGGAAGUCACAACGGGUCAACAUCAGGUUUGGUAGUGUCAACUACUUUGCGAUUGUGUGGAUCAAUGGGGUUGAAGUAACCAGUCACUCUGGAGGUUAUUUGCCUUUUGAUGUCGAAGUCACUGACCAUUUGAAGUUUGGACACCCAAACUUCAUUACAGUUGCUGUCAACAAUACUCUUACUCCAUGGACUAUUCCUCAGGGCAAAAUUGUUUAUCAUAAUGACUCCCAGCGAUACCCAGCAGGCUAUUAUGAGCAGCAGUAUAAUUUCGAUUUCUUCAACUAUGCUGGCAUUCACCGUCCCGUCAUUUUGUCUGCAACCCCGAAAACUUAUAUCGACGACAUAACGAUCAACACCACCAGUGUUUCGGAUUCCGAGGGGACCGUGUCCUACUCGGUUGAGCUGGGAGGUUCUAAAAUUGCCGCCUAUUCGGUCAUUGCUGAAGUUUAUGAUUCCCGAGAUCGUCUUGUAGCCCAGUCAAAAGGCCUCACAGGCGAAAUUCGUGUUACUAAUCCAAAUUUGUGGUGGCCCCGAGGAAUGAACGAGUCUGUCGGCUACCUCUACACGCUCAAGAUCCAGUUGUGGAACGACGCCAAAAAUGUCGAGGGUGACGUUUACAGGCUUCCGUUUGGUAUUCGCUUCAUUCAGUGGAAUUCCACUGGCGUCUACCUGAAUGGGAAAAGCGUUUAUUUCAAAGGAUUCGGCCGACACGAAGACGCGAGCUUAAGAGGCCGCGGUUUAGAUUUAGUCACGUUAACGAAGGACUACAAUCUAAUGAGAUGGAUCGAAGCCAAUUCGUUCCGCACUUCACACUAUCCCUACUCUGAGGAACUCAUGGAUUUGGCCGACCAGCAGGGAUUUCUAGUCAUCGACGAAGUUCCAGCUGUCGGGCUCGAUAAUUUCGAUGAUGAUCUGUUGGAAGCCCACAAACAAGCCUUGAAGGAACUGAUCCAGCGCGACAAGAAUCGCCCGGCAGUCGUCAUGUGGUCAAUUGGGAACGAACCGCAAUCGCAAAAACAAGUUUCAGCGCACUACUUUGAUGCCGUUGUCCAAUUAGUCCAUCGGCUAGAUUCGUCAAGGCCUGUGACUUUAGUUUUGAACAAACCAAGCAACCAAGACGUUGCCGCUCAGUUCCUGGACGUUAUUUGCAUCAAUCGUUAUUUCGGUUGGUACUCGGAUACGGGUCAUAGUGAACUCAUCACCUACCAGAUGGUAAAAGAAGUCACAGCUUGGCACGAUAAACACCUGAAACCGGUUUUGGUAACCGAAUAUGGUGCUGGAGCUCUCGCCGGUCUGCACACGGAUCCUCCCGUUGUCUGGACCGAAGACUAUCAAGUGGUCCUGAUGGAGCAGAACUUCAAGGCGUUUGAUCAACUGCGUGAAAUGGGAUUUCUAAUCGGGGAAAUGAUAUGGAAUUUCGCCGAUUUUGCCACGCCACAGGAAUACUUCCGCCCAACCGGAUGCAUGAAAGGAGUUUUCACACGUGACAGACAACCAAAAUUCGCAGCCCAUUUCCUACGUCGUCGCUAUGCGCAGCUGUUCUGCUGAAAACAAAUGACUAAAACGCACUCGGGUUUUCUAUUUAUUCAAUCUGGAUAAUCACCGAAACCCAUCCGCAUUUCCUCCUCCCACCACACACACCCUUCUUUGUCGGAGAAAUAUGAUACCCAACUUAGAUUUUUAAAACAUUUCUUAACUUCAAAGCAGCAACGUUUAUUGUACGGUAAAGGCGCAAGAGUAUUGAAAUACAAAACCGUUUGUUUCUGUC
Molecule: messenger RNA, 2243 nt
Organism: Daphnia pulicaria
Lineage: Eukaryota; Metazoa; Arthropoda; Branchiopoda; Diplostraca; Daphniidae
Product: beta-glucuronidase-like
Exons: 15
Coding region: 71-2023 (650 amino acids)
Biological process (GO): glucuronoside catabolic process; carbohydrate metabolic process
Molecular function (GO): carbohydrate binding; beta-glucuronidase activity
Source: RefSeq, a predicted model, not a curated record